AUGAGAGGCAUUGUAAUGAUCAGAGGCCAAGCAUACGUACAACUUCUGGAUGAUAUCAAUAUCAAAGAUCCAGAAGCGAUCCGCCGUGUUGUCAGACAAGCUGUUACGCUUCCACCGAUUGACGAAGUUGCGAAACAAGGAAUUAAGAUAUGCGUAUCUGGGCCUAUGUCAAGCUUACUUGGUACUUCAACUCUGAGCCUUACUUGGGUUGAGCAACAAGCUGCGAACGACAUUCAGAAGCUAUGGAAACGUGGAGAAAGAUAUCAAGUUCAUAUCAAACGCUUAAUCCAAGAUUGUGAUGUGACAAAGGCAGAUUUUCUGGUUGUGAAAGGGGUAGAAAGUGCGCGAAAGUUUUGUUUACAGGCUCAGGAUGAAGAAAGGAAAAACGAGGAAGAUCGUAGCCUUGUACAGCCUGACGCUGAAUAUUGUCAAGAUCUUUUUGACAAGGAGGAUGAUCAAAAGUUACCUCGAACACCAAGCGAUGCAUACAAACAAGUGAAAAGAAGUGUUACUGACCAUCUCAGAGAAGGGUCCACUCCAAAUAAAAGGCAAGAAAGAAACCAAAGUGAUGCCGUGCAAUCUCUUAUGAGAAGUGUUUCAACUGAAAUACAGGACUUUGACAAUCAGGAGAGUCGAAUUGAAUUUACGCCUGUAAAUAAGCCGGGCACUAAUGGAAUUAACAAUAGUGAAAAGCAGUCUGGCAAGCCUAAGAACACCCCUGGAACUCGAAUGGUGAACAGUCUAAGAGAUCACAACGCAGUUAGUGCUACCAAAUCAGGAAAGAAAAAGCAAACGUCAGUUCGUCUAACAAGAAAUUCUCUGAAGAGAGGUGAGAAUAGUGGGAUUGGAACAAACGAAAUCGUUCCAUCCCUCCAAUUUAACUCCCGACAUACUGAUUCUACUGGGAGUCAAAAUCCAAGUAAUGCUUUAACUAAAGAACUGGCUGAUCAUAAUAAACGUGGGGAGAAUGAAGGAUCAUCGCCGAUUGGUAGAAUAAAGGAGCGUCAAUAUGUAGAGCAGCAGCCAGAGCCGAUCAUUGGUAGCGAAAAUGAUGUCUAUACUCCUCAAAAACGAACCACACCGUAUAAAAGGAAGGGAGGUCAUGGAGGUGCAAGACGCGGGCUAGCCUGGGAGAAACGGAGGAGCGGAAAAGAGAACGAUGAUCGUUCUUCCAGUCAUAGGAGUCAAGAGGACCAGUUGGGCAGUGAGAGCAACCCAAUUGGAAUAGGAGAUGGUUCAGAUAAUGAAACUGGGGUGCAUGGGCAACUAGAUAACCAGGAAGAAGAUGUUGAGAUGAAGGAUAUGCAAUAA
This is a messenger RNA of Botrytis fragariae, 1311 nucleotides long. RefSeq lists its product as uncharacterized. The coding region runs from base 1 to 1311 and encodes 436 amino acids. The transcript has 2 exons. NCBI's taxonomy places the organism in Eukaryota, Fungi, Ascomycota, Leotiomycetes, Helotiales, Sclerotiniaceae. The record is from RefSeq and is a predicted model, not a curated record.